This is a messenger RNA of Brettanomyces nanus, 1314 nucleotides long. RefSeq names its product phosphopyruvate hydratase (gene ENO1). Gene Ontology annotation, molecular function: magnesium ion binding; phosphopyruvate hydratase activity. Gene Ontology annotation, cellular component: phosphopyruvate hydratase complex. The transcript has a single exon. Gene Ontology annotation, biological process: glycolytic process. The record is from RefSeq and is a predicted model, not a curated record. The coding region runs from base 1 to 1314 and encodes 437 amino acids. Lineage: Eukaryota; Fungi; Ascomycota; Pichiomycetes; Pichiales; Pichiaceae.
AUGUCUACCGUUACCAAGUGUCACGCCAGAUACGUUUACGACUCAAGAGGAAAUCCAACUGUUGAGGUCGAUUUGACUACUGCCAAUGGCCUUUUCAGAGCCAUUGUUCCUUCCGGAGCCUCCACAGGUGUCCAUGAAGCUCUUGAAUUGAGAGAUGAAGACAAGUCUAGAUGGCUUGGAAAAGGUGUUUUGAAGGCUGUUGCCAAUGUCAACGACAUCAUUGUUCCAGCAAUUCUUAAAGCAAAAAUCAAUGUCACUGAACAGACUAAGUACGAUGACUUUUUGAACUCCUUGGAUGGUACUCCAAACAAGGGUAAGUUGGGUGCUAAUGCUAUCUUGGGUGUCUCCUUGGCUGUUGCCAAGGCUGGUGCUGCUGUUAAAGGUCUUCCAUUGUAUCAGUACAUCUCUGACCUUGCCGGAUCCAAGACACCAUAUGUGUUGCCAGUUCCAUUUUUCAAUGUUUUGAACGGUGGUACUCAUGCCGGUGGUGCUUUGGCUUUCCAGGAGUUUAUGAUUGCUCCAAUUGGUGCCAAGUCUUUCCAUGAAGCUAUGGAGAUUGGUGCUGAGAUUUACCAGCAUAUGAAGAAGUUGGCCAAGAAGCAUUACGGUCAAUCCGCUGCUAACGUUGGUGAUGAAGGUGGUGUUGCUCCAGAUAUUCAAUCUCCAAAGGAAGCUUUGGAUUUGAUUAUGGAGGCUGCUAAGGCUGCUGGCCAUGCCGACAAGAUUGGUAUCGCCAUGGACUCUGCUUCUUCUGAAUUCUACAAGAAUGGUAAAUAUGACUUGGACUUCAAGAAUCCAAAGUCUGAUGGUUCUAGAGCCCUUACUGGUACUCAAAUGGGUGAAUUAUACGCUGAUUUGAUCAAGAACUACCCAAUUGUUUCCCUUGAGGACCCAUACGCUGAGGAUGACUGGGCUACUUGGACUGAUAAUUUCCCUAAGACCAAGGUUCAAAUUGUCGGUGAUGAUUUGACUGUUACCAACCCUAAGAGAAUUGCCAUGGCCGUUCAGAGAAAGGCAUGUGAUGCUUUGCUUUUGAAGGUUAACCAGAUCGGUACCUUGACUGAGUCUAUUCAGGCCGCCAAGGAUGCUUACGCUGCCGGCUGGGGUAUCAUGGUUUCCCACAGAUCUGGUGAGACUGAGGACACCUUUAUUGCUGACCUUGUUGUUGGAUUGAGAACUGGACAGUUGAAGUGCGGUGCUCCAGCUAGAUCCGAGAGAUUAGCCAAGUACAACGAGUUGAUGAGAAUUGAAGAGUCUUUGGGUGGCAAGUCUAUCUUUGCCGGUAAGUACUUCCAUACUGCCAACAAGAUGUAA